AUGGGCAGCUCCAGCCCAGGCCUGAGCAGCAUGCCCCCUGGCCGCCUCCUGCUGCCCGCCGACGCGGUGUUGCGGACAGGUCUGGAGAAGGUGGCAGCAGGGGCAGUGGGGCCCGAGCGAGGGGAUUGGAGCCCCAGUCCACCUGCCACGCCUGAGCAGGGCUUGUCCGCCUUCUACCUCUCCUACUUUGACAUGCUCUACCCCGAGGAUAGCAGCUGGGCGGCCAAGGGCCCCGGGGCCAGCGCUCGGGAGGAGCCGCCCGAGGAGCCUGAGCAGUGCCCGGUCAUUGACAGCCAGGCCCCAGGGGGUAGCCUGGACUUGGCACCGGGCGGGCUGACCCUGGAGGAGCACUCCCUUGAGCAGGUGCAGUCCAUGGUGGUGGGUGAGGUGCUCAAGGACAUCGAGACGGCCUGCAAGCUGCUGAACAUCACCUCAGACCCGGUGGACUGGAGCCCUGGCAAUGUGCAAAAGUGGCUCCUGUGGACGGAACACCAGUACCGGCUGCCCCCUGUGGGCAAGGCCUUCCAGGAGCUGGGGGGCAAGGAGCUGUGCGCCAUGUCUGAGGAGCAGUUCCGCCAGCGCUCGCCCCUGGGCGGGGAUGUGCUGCACGCCCAUCUGGACAUCUGGAAGUCAGCUGCCUGGAUGAAAGAGAGGACUUCGCCUGGGGCAAUUCACUACUGUGCAGCAACCAGUGAGGACAGCUGGACCGAUAGUGAGGUGGACUCGUCCUGCCCCGGGCAGCCCAUCCACCUGUGGCAGUUCCUCAAGGAGCUGCUGCUCAAGCCCCACAGCUACGGCCGAUUCAUUCGGUGGCUCAACAAGGAGAAGGGCAUCUUCAAAAUCGAGGACUCAGCCCAGGUAGCCCGGCUGUGGGGCGUCCGGAAGAACCGUCCUGCCAUGAACUACGACAAGCUGAGCCGCUCCAUCCGCCAGUAUUACAAGAAGGGCAUCAUCCGGAAGCCAGACAUCUCCCAGCGCCUGGUCUACCAGUUUGUGCACCCCAUCUGAGGGCUAUGGGCGGGCCCAGGGCCUCCCUGGAAACUCGCCCAUGCCAGGCCUCCCUCCUGCCUGCCUUGGCCAGACCCGGAGCAGUGGUGGAGAGGGUAGUCUGUUGGUGUGCCACAGUUCAGGGCCAGGGAGGGGGUGGCCCAUGCUCCCAGGGGUGGAAGAGCGCUCUCUGGAGCCAGGGACCCUGGGGUGGGCAUGCUGCCCCUUCAGGCUUGACUGCUUACCUGCCUGGGCACUGGGGUAGUCCCAUGGAGGAUGGGGCAGCCAGGGCUAUUCUCAGUGUUCACUGCUCCCCUGGGAAGGACUUCCCUCCAGCCCCAGCCUCUGACGCCAGAACUGCCUGGGCAGAGCCGAAAGCCUACAGGAUGGCAGUGACCUGGUCAAAGUCACUCAGCCUGUUUGUGGCCAAGCCAGGUUCCAGACUUGCAGUCCAGUGCUCUCUGCCACAUCCCACUGCCAUCCAUUCUGCACCCGCCUACAUGGUGCCAGCAGAAGUUUGCACCCCUGAGUUGGC
Messenger RNA from Loxodonta africana (African savanna elephant), 1522 nucleotides. RefSeq names its product SAM pointed domain containing ETS transcription factor (gene SPDEF). Gene Ontology annotation, biological process: cell differentiation; regulation of transcription by RNA polymerase II. The coding region runs from base 1 to 1008 and encodes 335 amino acids. Gene Ontology annotation, molecular function: sequence-specific DNA binding; DNA-binding transcription factor activity, RNA polymerase II-specific. The transcript is spliced from 5 exons. Lineage: Eukaryota; Metazoa; Chordata; Mammalia; Proboscidea; Elephantidae. Gene Ontology annotation, cellular component: nucleus. The record is from RefSeq and is a predicted model, not a curated record.